Molecule: messenger RNA, 1077 nt
Organism: Magnolia sinica
Lineage: Eukaryota; Viridiplantae; Streptophyta; Magnoliopsida; Magnoliales; Magnoliaceae
Product: putative receptor-like protein kinase At3g47110
Exons: 1
Coding region: 1-1077 (358 amino acids)
Molecular function (GO): protein binding
Source: RefSeq, a predicted model, not a curated record
AUGGAGAUCCCUCCUAUGAGUUCACGGGCAAUUUGGUCAUUUCUUCUUCUCUCUUCCAUUCACGUUCCAUGCUUCUUCGGAUCUGCCUCCCCUCACUUCUCUAAUGAAACGGAUCGCCUUGCUUUACUCAAAUUCAAACAUCUGAUAACCAACGAUCCUCUCCAUUCCUUGAGCUCCUGGAACGACACUCUCCACUUCUGCCGCUGGCAUGGAGUCACGUGCGGUGGUAGUCGGCAUCCUCAAAGGGUCACGGCCUUAGAGCUCACAAACCAGAAGUUGGUGGGCCCCAUAUCUCCCUACAUAGCAAACCUCACCUUUCUCAGGAUAAUCGAUCUCUCAGCCAACAGUUUCCAUGGGACGAUUCCUGAAGAGAUUGGUCGCUUGUUCCGUUUGCAGUAUCUGCGACUGACUAACAACACAUUUAACGGAGAAAUUCCAGCAAAUCUGACCCACUGCUCCAAACUCAAAGCCCUUGAUCUUUACGGGAAUCAGCUCCAAGGUAGGAUUCCAACUGAGCUUGGCUCUCUAUUGAAGCUCUCCCAAUUGGACCUUGGUCAGAACAGUCUUAUAGGAAGCAUCCCACCUUCACUUGGAAACCUUUCGUUUCUCACUUCCCUUUUUCUCUCAGUAAACAGUCUGAAGGGCAGCAUCCCAGACGACCUUGGUCGGUUGGCAAACUUAGAGAAGCUUUUUAUUUCUCAAAAUGAAGUGUCAGGUACGAUUCCGACCCAGCUAUACAAUCUCUCCUCUAUUAUCAUUUUCGACGUGGGAUUGAACAGAUUGCAUGGAAAUCUUCCUCCCAACUUUGGCCUCAUUCUUCCUAAUCUCCAAGAACUUUACUUCGGCCAAAACCAAUUCACAGGACCCAUACCAGUUUCAUUAUCCAAUGCUUCCGGACUUGUAGUUAUUGAACUUGAAGACAAUAGCUUUAGCGGAUCCGUGCCUAUGAAUUUUGGAAGUCUCAAGGGUACUCUGUCCAAGUUACGUUUGUGGGGCAAUAAACUUGGAAUUGGGAAAGGUCGUGACUUGACUUUUCUUGAUUCUUUGACGAAUUGCAGUUCCGCAGUAAAAUUAUAA